GGCUCGCGGGGCGCCGCUCCGGGUGAGGCGUCCACCAUGGUGAGGCCCCUGAGCCGCUGCCCGCGCGCCCCGCCGGCCGCCACCGCCGCCGCCCGCCGUCCCUCGGAGCCGCCGCUGCCUCUGCUUCCCCGCCUGCCGUUGCUCCUCCAUCUCCAGAUCGGAUCACGGUGAGGGAAAGAUGAGCGAGGAGACGGCGACUUCUGACAACGAUAAUAGUUAUGCACGAGUGCGAGCUGUGGUGAUGACCAGAGAUGACUCAAGUGGUGGAUGGUUGCCACUUGGAGGGAGCGGGCUAAGCAGCGUCACUGUCUUCAGAGUCCCUCACCAGGAAGAGGAUGGCUGUGCUGACUUUUUUAUCCGUGGAGAGCGACUCAGGGACAAAAUGGUGGUUUUGGAAUGUAUGCUUAAAAAAGACCUCAUCUAUAAUAAGGUCACUCCCACAUUCCACCACUGGAAGAUCGAUGACAAGAAGUUCGGCCUUACCUUUCAGAGUCCUGCUGAUGCUAGGGCUUUUGACCGAGGCAUUCGAAGAGCUAUAGAGGAUAUAUCUCAAGGGUGUCCAGCAUCAAAAAAUGAGGCUGAAGGAGCAGAAGAUGAUUUACAAACAGCUGAAAAGGACACUUCAGGUUCUCUCGUGAAAGAUCACCUUUUCCAGCAAGAAACAGUUGUCACCAGUGAUCCUUACAGAAGCUCAAACAUAAGACCAUCACCCUUUGAAGAUCUGAAUGCCAGAAGAGUCUACUUGCAAAGCCAAGUCAAUCAGAUUCCUUUCAGCCAGCCAGGCCUAGACCUUCAGAGCCGAAACAUGGAGUAUGUACAGCGGCAGAUGUCCAAGGAGUGUGGAAGCCUGAAGUCCCAAAACAGGGUCCCUUUGAAGUCAAUCAGACAUGUCAGCUUUCAAGAUGAGGAUGAGAUUGUCAGAAUAAAUCCUCGAGAUAUCUUAAUACGUCGGUAUGCGGACUAUAGACAUCCUGACAUGUGGAAAAAUGACUUGGAGAGAGAUGAUACUGACUCCACUAUUCCGUUUUCUAAACCAGACAGUAAAAAAUCAGACUAUCUCUAUGAUUGUGGGGAUGAACCUAAGUUAAGUUCGCUGAAAGACUCUGUGGUAUUUAAGACACAGCCUCCCUCAUUAAAAUUUAAGUCAAAACGAAGGAAAGAGGAUGGUGAACGUUCUCGCUGCGUGUACUGCCAGGAAAGGUUUAAUCAUGAAGAAAAUGGCAGGGGAAAAUGCCAGGAUGCUCCAGAUCCUAUUAAAAGAUGCAUAUAUCAAGUUAGCUGCAUGCUUUGUGCAGAGAGCAUGUUGUAUCAUUGUAUGUCAGACUCAGAGGGAGAUUUUUCUGAUCCUUGUUCAUGUGACACUAGUGAUGACAAGUUCUGCUUACGAUGGUUAGCCCUGGUAGCUCUGUCUUUCAUUGUACCAUGUAUGUGCUGCUACGUCCCUUUGAGAAUGUGCCAUCGCUGUGGUGAGGCGUGUGGGUGCUGUGGCGGGAAGCAUAAAGCUGCCGGGUGAAAGAAUCCAGGGCCAGAAGGAGCUUAAAAUCUUCCUUUCCAGGAAUUAGCUAACUUGGAUUUGUGGAAGCUUUUGGCAAGCAACAUGGAAUCUUGCCUGGUGUCAUUGGGGUCACACGUGGAGGAAGCGGAACUCGUCAGUUCUUGUCAUUUUACAGAUGCUAGCCAUGCCUAACGUUUCCCUUGAGUGCAUGGCAUGUUCUGUGACAGAUCGUAGAGCUUUUGCAGAAGGAAGCCAUUUCUGGUUAUUGACUACAAAAGGUCAGCAUAAAAUACGAGCCAACUAAAAGGGAUUAAUUUUGGCAUUUUUAUAUUUAUGCAUUAGAUGAUGGGACUUUCAAAGGUUUGAAUUCUUUAGAACAUGAACUAAAAAGUGCACUAAGGGACAGUUGAUUUCAAUAUAAGAAAAGUUAACACUUGGGAAUUAAAAGCAGUAAAACAAGUGCAACUAAAUCAUUUAUUAGUUGUUUUUCAAAGCAGUUUUAUGUAUAAAUAACAAAUGUUUAUAUUUAACUAAAUGCAAGGUACGAAUUAUUACAUAUUAAACUUUUCUUGCCCUUCCUAGUUCUGAGGUAGAUAUACAUAUAUCUGCCAUCACAUUCCAUAUAUUUUGAAUUUUAACUCAUCUAGUUAAUAACAUUUAUAUUCCAUGUGAAUGAUUUGAUAUUUCCAUCCUCAUUUCUCUUUGGCUACAGUUUAUAUUGAGUUCUCUCUGUACAUUCUGGUAAUCUAAAAUCUUUAAAAAUACUCUAAUAGCCUUGAGUGACCAACUUUUUUUUAAGCACAGAUGUAAUUGUCUAAUGUUUUGAGGGGAAUGUAACACUUAUUUUUAUAUAAAGAGACUGAGUAAACA
Molecule: messenger RNA, 2365 nt
Organism: Nannospalax galili (Upper Galilee mountains blind mole rat)
Lineage: Eukaryota; Metazoa; Chordata; Mammalia; Rodentia; Spalacidae
Gene: Spred1
Product: sprouty related EVH1 domain containing 1
Exons: 7
Coding region: 179-1513 (444 amino acids)
Biological process (GO): negative regulation of MAPK cascade; multicellular organism development
Cellular component (GO): membrane
Molecular function (GO): protein kinase binding
Source: RefSeq, a predicted model, not a curated record